CCACGUUGUCCACCAGCCGCACGACCAGCUCAAAGUCCACUUCCCAAGCACAACACCUCCAGAUACCUUCUGCACUCUUUGUUUCACAGCUUUUGUGUCUAUUUCGCACUGUUUGUUUGCAUUACUCUCGUUUUUACUGUCUCUCUCUGUACAACAACACCUUCUGCUCGAAUUGAUAGACAAGGGUUCCCUCGGUGACCAGUGCUCUAUCGGCAAGGAGCAUUUUAAAAUAACGUUUCAAAACUCCGACAUUCCAACCUGUGUCCUUUCGGGAACACAGAUUAGAGGAUCGAAAGAUCCCUGAAGCACGAUCAAGCUAUCCGCAUUCCUGAACGCCAGUGCGUUGUCCCGGCGCCCAUGGCUCAGAUUCACGCACCCGUCUCCCCACCUUCAGUCUCAAACGCAACCCACUGUUCACUACGACGGACCGACCGCCUCACGGCUCUUCCGCGGGCAGAAUCUGUAGACUGGUCCGACUUCGAUGAUGUGAAGAUCGAUGCCCCGCUUCGGCCUCCCCCUUCAGCAUUGACUGGGACGUCCACUCACUACGACCCUCACGAUCCGGACACCCCUUUGCAGGAUCACCAUCCCGGACCCGGGCGAGGACAUCAACGAUCUCUGACUGGAACGUUUCUAAACAACUGCCAACCUUUCCUCGCUCGCGCUACUUCUACACUGCAGCAGCACACUGCCCGAGCAGCGCUUCAUUCCCCAACCAAAUCGCUAGCAAGCUUCAUCCCCUCGCGAACUUCAAUAGGAGCAACGGCCUCGCAACCGAAAAUCAAAGCCGGAGCCAGAGCACUGCAAAACUGGUUCAACGGGACCUCCGGCCCAGUUUCUCUCGGCCUAUCGGCUCCCGACGACUCAGAAGACGACGACUACGCCUCCGACGACUCAGAAGAAGAACCCGAAGAACGAGAAGGCAACAACAUGCUCUCCAACAUCUUCCAUCGCGGGACGUCGCUCACGAGCCCCAGUCCCAGCAGCGCAGACACCACAACGCCCAAGCACCCUGCACCACACGCACAGCCAUCAUCAUCCAGAUCGAGCACGACGACGAGUUCGCGCUUCGCCUGGCCGUUUCCGACCUCGAAUCGAAAAUCCACCACUACUACUGCGCCUACCUACCACAACCCCUCGGACGAGCUGCUCACGCUCAACAUCUCGCAAUCCCUCUUCCCGCACGGCCCCGUCGAUCCCCUCGCGCCUUCCUCCUUCAACGAUCUCGUCUCCACGGCUGAGGCGCUGCUGAGCCGGUUCCAAGCGUCGUACAGACAGCUGUCGAGUGCGCUGCGGGACGCGCGGGCGGAGCAGAGCGCGCAGGAGGACGAACUCGAGGAGGCGGAGACGAGAGUCGAUUUGUUGAAGGCGCAGCUCGAGGGGAUGGCGCGCAGGGCGGAGGAGAGGGAUGAGGAGAUUGGGAGGUUGAGGGGGGAGGUGGAGUGGGAGAGGCGGAUGCGGAAGGAGGCGGAGAGGAAGUGGAGUGGGGAUGAGCAGCAGCAGCAGCAGCAGCAGCAGCAGAGGAGGAGGAAGAGGGCGUCGAAUUCGGAUGUUUCUGUUGAUUCGGGGUUCUUUGAUGAUGGGGAUGGGGAUGGGGAGAGUGUGAGGUCCGCUUGUUGUGUGAGUCCGACGACGGUGGAUUCUCAUGCGUUGUCGGAGGAGGCACAUGCAAUGGCGGCGAAGAUGCAGGGUCCACAGCUGCUGCAGUCUCAUGAUUCGGGAAGUUCGGCAACGGGGACCUCGCUUUGUGCGAACUGCGCGAAUGGUUCGCAGGCGUCUGUCUGGGCGAGGCUGGCGCGGGAGAGGGAGGAGAGUCAGGUUUUGCGGAGGAGGGUGGAGGUGUUGGAGAAGGCGGUCGAGGGGGCGUUGGAUGUGGUUGAUGGGCCUUGGGGGUUGCGGUGAGUGAUUUGCGGGGAUAUUUGUUGAAGGGGUUCAUCUGGGGCUUACUUGUCGGUGGUGGGGAUUUCUUUCACUGGCGGAGAAUGGAGAGGAGGGAUUUUGGAGGGAGAGGGGGACUGGAAGGAUUUCGGAUUCGCAUAUGAACCGGCGUGGACGUUCUUAGAUCUAUCGACGUUUUAGGGAUGGGGGCGUGUUCAAGCGCUGCAAUCCACUUUUUCAUUUUGUUGCAUCUAUCUCUCUGCUCCAUUCUUCUCACUUCUUCCGUCAGUCAAUUUAACAAAGUACGAAUGCGAUCACAUUGAUAUCUUACCA
Molecule: messenger RNA, 2211 nt
Organism: Westerdykella ornata
Lineage: Eukaryota; Fungi; Ascomycota; Dothideomycetes; Pleosporales; Sporormiaceae
Exons: 1
Coding region: 358-1902 (514 amino acids)
Source: RefSeq, a predicted model, not a curated record